Pistacia vera is the source of this 2913-nucleotide messenger RNA. RefSeq lists its product as uncharacterized. The transcript is spliced from 6 exons. NCBI's taxonomy places the organism in Eukaryota, Viridiplantae, Streptophyta, Magnoliopsida, Sapindales, Anacardiaceae. The record is from RefSeq and is a predicted model, not a curated record. Bases 277 to 2436 code for a protein of 719 amino acids.
AACAAAGAGAGAGAGAAGUCAAGGAAUCCCAAGAGAGAGAAAGGUAGUAAAAAAAUAUCAGAAAAAGAAACAGAGACAAUGAUGUAAUGUAAUUGUAUGUUAUUUUUGUUUUGGAGCUGCACCAGAUUUUGUGAUGGUAGAUUCUAGAAUGGGAUCCUGGGACUGAGCACAAAGUACAGUGUACAAAAUCCUUGCAAGCCUUAUUUUUUGCCAAGGAUGCAGCAAUUAAGGAUCUGAUCUGAGGUAACUUUAAUAGCCAAUUACGCUGAGGAGAAAAUGUUGAUGCAAGGAGAUUUUGAUAUGAAUUCUGUGCAUGCAUACACUGAUUCACUUAAAGAAGCUUUGAAACACACAAUGCUCAAUCAGGAGGUCAUAUUUAGGAACCAGGUACAUGAACUCCAUCACUUAUAUAUGGUGCAAAUUACGCUGAUGAAAAAUCUAGGCUGCAAGGAGUUUGAUAGAUACAUUUCGGGGAUAGAUAGCGCACAAUCAUCACUGAUGCCUCCCAUAAAUCUUAUAAGAGAUGUACCAUUGCUGAAAGAAACAAGACUUUCCACAAUUCCAAUGGGUGGCUCCUCACGAUCUUUGAGCCAGGAGUUAUCAGGAGAAUGGGGUAUGGACUGGAAGCUUCAGCAGAUGUCUUUUGAUCUUCAACUUCCUGCUGAUCUGUACAGCAGCCUUGCUGACAAGGAUUUUCCAAACAAAAGGAAUGUCUUAGAUCUCUUAAAAGAUACCUCAGACAGUUGUGCUGGUAACAUAUCAGAUGCUGUGGACUUGACCCUUUCCCUCAGUCUUGGAGAGGACAGCAGGAGAAGAGAAGGCACAAAGAAAACUAUCUCUUGUCCUCAAGCUGUCAUCAAUUUAGAAGAUUCAACUGAGGGGAUAAAUAGCAAUGAAGUGGAACAUGCACCUUCUCUGGGCUGUAUUCCUUCAAUCACAGCCGCUGGGGGAAAGCUUGAGUCACAUGAGUCCAUAUUAUCUGAUCCAACAACCCCAAGCUGUGUGAAGCAAGAUAUUUCUCACAAUUUUGCAGGUAGUAGCUCUCUUGUAAAUAGCCAUCAAUGCUGUCAAGAGCAGCACGCUUACAAUCAAGAAAUUAAAGAGUCCAAGAAUGAUAGCCAGUGUAACUAUAUGUCCUUGGAUAAGCACCAAAAACUCGCUUCAUAUGAAGCUAGGGUCAUGGACCUGAACAAAAUAGACCUUAAUGACUCAUCCUAUCACUCAAAUGAUCCUAUGGUGACCUAUCCUUCAACUGCUAGCUCAUCAGGUGGUUAUCGUGAAAUAGUUGGCAAGGAUAAAGAAGAGUCUUAUCGAACCACAAUUUGGAGAAAAGAAAUUAAUGACUGCUCAAAUGAAACAUCUGGCAUGUGUCAACAAGAUGUCACUGUAAAUGUUGCUCUGACAAAUCCAGAUAACAAAAAUAAGAUAACAGAACUAUGGCAUAGCGAUUCCAAGCUCAGUGGAGUGUGUGAAACAGAAGCAAGUGUCGGGGCUCUCAAGUCUGUUUUUCGGCUGCCAAUGGACCUCUGUGAAGAGCAUGGCAGCUGUCGUAGUGACCUUAAGAGUAAAAAGGAUAAGUCGAUGUCAGAAAGCCGAAGUGAGCUUUUAAAUGAUCUGAAUAAUACAUGUGAAGUCGCUACACAAGUGAGCUGUGAGAUGAGUGAAGUAGAAGACACUGUAUAUCUGUGUUCUGGUCGAAAUCAAAAUCCAGGUCAAGAUAAACAUGAAAAUAAAUCUUCAGCUUCGUACAUGUCUUGCUGCACUGUUGAUAAUGUACCUAAGACCACUGAAUCUGGGAUUGAAGCAGGAAAUUCUAGUAUUCCUCCUUCUGAUCAGUUAUCAGAAACCUGCAUGCACUCCCAAGUUGCAAAAAUCUUAUCAGGUGGGCAGGACCAAAGAUCUCCCAACUGUAGUGAAUUUCAACAAGAAUUCAUCAAUGACAAAGAAGAAACAGCUAAACAGGAUAUAUUGGUCCAAAGCGCAGCUGAAUCACUUAUCUCCAUGUUGAAUUCAGCUUGUUCUCAAGAUUAUUCAACCAGAACAGGGUCCAAUGAGAUAAUAAAUGAGGAGAGUGAGCAGCCACAGAGCUCUUCUGAUUCUUUCGAGUUAAUAGCUCUGAAGCUAACAGAAAGCAGUUCUGGUGAUUUUUCAGUGUCAUCAAAGCCAUUUGAACUAAAUGAUGUAGAUAAAAACAAUAUUGGUGUCAAGUGGAGAAGGGGGAGGAGAAUGAAAGAUUUUCAAAAAGACAUAUUGCCUGUUCUGGUGUCUCUCUCCAGACAUGAAAUUUGUGAAGAUAUAAACAUUAUGGAGGGAGUCUUAAGAUCUAAAGAAUACCGGAAAAACAGAGCCAAAUUGGCUGAUGAGGAGAGCUGGUGUUUGCCAUCAAAAAGUAGACGCACAAGAUACAAUUAUACUCGGCAAAGAAAAUUUUUAUAAAACAUCAAGUUUACGUUCAGCUGUGAUUUAUAUCUUACCAUAAAUUUAUUGUGGAACUUGUUAGUAGUAAAUUAUUUAGAUGCUUACUGUUAAAUGAGAUUUUUUGUAGGGUUUGACUGUUACUAAUGCAUUUUGUUUCCCCUUUAUCUUUCCGUAAGUGGCUUCUCUGAAAAGGAGAAACAAAAAUAACUAUGUUUCAUUUAUGCCAGAUCAUUGAUAGCCUUGUGUACAUUACAGUUAAGAGUAUGCAUCCUAAAUGAAGUAGCAUCACCGCCAAGACAAGGUAUGGCUAUUGCUUCAGCAGAUACAGAUGGUCCAGCCGGAUUUUUUGCUUCUGUAAGAAUUUUCAGAUUGAGAUUUCUAAGUUAAUGCAAUCUGCAAAAGUAGAGUCAAAUUGGAUGUUUUCUACCUUUGGUCUUGGUAGAAGCAAAUCCUUCUUCCCAUAUUCUUAGAAUUGUUACUAGUUUCAAAAGUAUU